This is a messenger RNA of Xenopus tropicalis (tropical clawed frog), 2891 nucleotides long. RefSeq names its product adenylate kinase 1 (gene ak1). Lineage: Eukaryota; Metazoa; Chordata; Amphibia; Anura; Pipidae. Gene Ontology annotation, biological process: nucleoside triphosphate biosynthetic process; ADP biosynthetic process; ATP metabolic process. The record is from RefSeq and is a predicted model, not a curated record. Gene Ontology annotation, molecular function: nucleobase-containing compound kinase activity; nucleoside monophosphate kinase activity; nucleoside diphosphate kinase activity. The transcript has 14 exons. The coding region runs from base 159 to 1859 and encodes 566 amino acids. Gene Ontology annotation, cellular component: cytoplasm.
CGAAAGCCUGCGGGUGGAAGAACUGGCACUUAGGGGAGACAGCGAGGGGGAGGCGGCAGGAGCAGCAGAAGGGGAGGCGGCGGAGCGGCAGAGCAACAGUGACUCGCACUGGGGGACCGGAGAGUGAUAGACCGCCGGGGACUGCCCGGAGCCGCAGUAUGAACACCAGCCAGGCUAAGGAUUACCUGACGGACAGGCACAUCCCCAGGCUCUUCGAGAGCCUGCUGACCGGACUCAUGUAUUAUAGGCCAGAAGACCCUAUCAGCUAUAUGGAAAUGUGCCUGCAAAAGGUCCGGGAUAUAGGAGGGCCAGAAAAGGUUCAGUGGGACACUUUCCUAAGCCGCAAUCUACCUCCCAUUAAUGGAGGGCAGGGAAAGAAGACUCCACACAGGGCAGAAGGCCUCCCCGCUCCUCAGAUGCGGCGCUAUGAACGUCUGCCCCCCAUCCAGUCACAGUUUUCAAUUGAUAGUGAUUCAGACAUGACAGAAUCUUCUGGUCUCAUCCAGGAAUAUGAUGUCUUUGACCCUAACAGGGAGAGACCCAAAAUCAUCUUUGUUAUUGGCGGUCCUGGUAGUGGAAAGGGAACACAGAGUACAAAGAUGGCUUCCCACUUUGGCUUUAUCUGCGUAUCUGUCGGUGAUAUUCUGCGCAAACAACUAAUCCACCAUGCCAGUAGUGACCGCAAGUGGGAGUUAAUAGCACAGAUUAUCUCCAAGGGAGAUCUCGCUCCUCCGGAGACAACAAUUGAAGAGCUGAAGCAGCAGUUCAUCAAUCAUCAGGAUGCGACUGGUUUUGUUGUUGACGGCUUCCCAAGGGACAUUGGACAAGCAUUUACAUUUGAGGAGCAGAUUGGGUCACCGGACCUGGUGAUAUUCCUGGCUUGUUCAAGCCAACGUCUGCGGCAGCGAUUGGAAAGGCGAGCCUCUCUGCAUGGCCGGCCAGAUGACAAUGCUCACGCCAUCGACAGGAGACUCAGUACCUUUAAGCAGAAUCUUCCCUUGAUUGUCAAGUAUUAUCAGGACAAAGGACUUAUCGCCAGGUUUGAUGCAGACAGAGAAGAGGAUUCUAUAUUUGAGGACAUUUGCUGUGCUGUGCAAGGGCUUCUUUUCCCAAAUGGCCUGGGGGUGCAAGAGUUCUCCAUGAAAAGUUUUCAUGCAUCUUGUUCUGAGGACUGCAAAGAACAGCAGAAAGAAGUGGAAUUACCAAAACAGAAAAGAGAACUUGAAGUACCACAACAGGAGAUAGAGGUAGUCUUUUCCCCAGAACACACAGAAAUGGCAGAUAAACUUAAAAACAGCAAAAUCAUCUUCGUGGUGGGUGGACCAGGCUCUGGCAAGGGGACACAAUGUGAGAAAAUUGUGCACCAAUAUGGCUACACUCACCUGUCUACUGGAGACCUGCUGAGGGCAGAGGUGUCAUCUGGAUCAGAACGGGGGAAGCACCUAUCCGCCAUCAUGGAGAAAGGAGAGCUGGUACCAUUGGACACAGUUCUGGACAUGUUGAAAGAAGCCAUGAUUGCCAAAGCUGACACCUCCAAGGGAUACCUCAUAGACGGUUACCCUCGGGAGGUCAAGCAAGGAGAAGAAUUUGAGAAGAAGAUUGGGCCUCCCUCAUUGCUGCUGUAUAUUGAUGCUGGUUCAGACACUAUGGUCAAGAGAUUACUGAAGCGUGGGGAGACCAGUGGCCGAGCAGAUGACAAUGAGGCUACAAUCAAAAAGCGUCUGGAGACCUAUUAUAAAGCUACUGAGCCAGUAAUUGCCAUGUAUGAGGGAAGAGGCAUUGUCCGAAAGAUCAAUGCAGAAGGAAGCGUAGAUGAUGUCUUCAAACAAGUCAGCACUGCACUAGAUGCCCUGAAAUAAGCGUUUUAUUGAGGGAAAUAUGUCUCAUAUCUGUCUUAAAGCUUCUGGUCUUUGAAUUCUUUAUUCUGACACAUUUCAUGCAUUCGUGUCAUGGGUUUUACCAACAUUUGGGACAUAAGACUUACUAGGGUUUGGUGCCUGGGGCUGGUAUCGUCGGUACACAAUGGUAAAAAGUCCUUUUGAGGACAGGAACGGUCAAUAAACACUUUUCGCAGCUAUGGAGGAGUGCAAUUUUUUCUCUAUUUACUACAAUUAAUUAAUUGAUGAAUAACCAAGGAUGAUGACACAAAUGUAUAUAGUGUGUUUGCUUUAUCAUAUCAUCAGCUGCCUUUUGUUGAGGCAAGAAUGUGCUAUGUUCAAAGCUUCUCACAUUCAUGAAAUGAAAUUACAGUAGGAAAGUGUUGCUUUACAAUGAAUAAAAGUCUACCUACAUCUAGAUCAGUGCUGUUGAUAAUGGAAGCGUGUUUUAAACACUCCCCUUUUUAAAACCACACCCAUUUAUAUUAAUGGUGGUAGCGCAUAAAAAAGAAAACAAAUAAUUGGUGCUCACUGCAGGGAUAUCACCCUUUACUUAUAUGGGGCUUGCAGGUGUGAAUACUAUGAAAUUUACAGGUGUGAACAAUACAGGGGAUUACAGCCUGAAUCUGAGGUGUGAGCAAUGCAGGGGGACAGUUAAUCUUAGUACUGAUACCAUUUAAAGCUUACACAAAGGUAAGCAGUCACAGCAGCCAGACAAAUGAAGAGCUACACAAGAGGGGCCAGAUGCGGCCCGUGGGACGCCUGUUGGACAGCACUGAUCUAGAUAGCAACAGGCUACAUUUCAACUUCAAACAGCAAGUCAUUUUUCCAGGUUAUCUAUCUAUCCUUGCACAGACUGCUUACACCACCACAAACUGUCAGCUACAUUGUUCAUCUUUUUGUCUAAAACAAUUGGUCUGUGAACAUGCACCACUGAAUUUGAUAUGUACAGUUCAUGUGCCUCUUUUUAUUUGUCUCUAUGUUUAUUGGUCUUAAUAUAAAACACUAAUUUCA